AAAAUGUUCUGGAGAUCACGAAGAGCUCUUCUGCCCACACAAUUUGAGCUUUUAAUCCCGCAGCACUUCCCUCUUCCCGCAUUUUCGAGCUCAUCAAUUGUAUCACGAUGAUUACGAGACCAAUGCUCAGAGCUUCACGGCUCUGUAGUCGCUGUUAUGCGACAGGAACCACAACCACUCCGCCCAUGCUCUUAAAGAUCAGAAAAGACAUGAAAACCGCCAUGCGAAAUAAAGACUCGAAUCGCCUCUCCGUCCUGCGCGCCCUGCUCUCCCAAACCCUCAAUGCCUCCAAGACCUCCAAUCCCAUCAAUACAGACAUGCAAAUGCUAGCUCUGCUCCGCAAAUCCGCAAACGCUUCGAAAGCCGCUAGUGAAGAGUUCAAGAAUGCGGGCCGGCAGGAUCUGGCGGAUAAGGAGGAUUUGCAGGUCAGUAUAAUGGAGGAGUAUGCGGGGGAUGUGAAGGUGCUGGGGGAAGAGGAGAUUCGGGCGGCCGUAGCGGGUGUGGUGGAGGGAUUGAGGAGUGAGGGGGGGAAGUUGGCUAUGGGGGAUGUUCUGAAGAGGGUCUUUGGCCCGGAGGUGCUUGGAGAUAAGCCGGUUGAAAAGGGGGAUGUGGCGAGGAUUGUGAAGGAGAUACUUGCGGAGAAGGUAUAGAGCAAGGUAUCGAGAGACGUAGAGUGUAUGACUGUAUAACAUGUAAAACAUACAUGGCAUCGGAAGGCGUAGGGAUAAAUGAUAUCCUCUCUGUCUAUGGUGGGCGAGAUGUUCUAUUGGGGAUAGAGUUUACAGAGAAAUGAUCAGCUCAAAGUAUAUCUAUGAGACUUUGAGGACUAGUCACCAUAGUCUGUAUUGUAAGAUGGUUGCUAUAAGCUGGCCAAAUAUCCAGUUGAG
This is a messenger RNA of Mollisia scopiformis, 887 nucleotides long. RefSeq lists its product as uncharacterized. Gene Ontology annotation, cellular component: mitochondrion. The transcript is spliced from 2 exons. The record is from RefSeq and is a predicted model, not a curated record. NCBI's taxonomy places the organism in Eukaryota, Fungi, Ascomycota, Leotiomycetes, Helotiales, Mollisiaceae. Gene Ontology annotation, molecular function: carbon-nitrogen ligase activity, with glutamine as amido-N-donor. The coding region runs from base 222 to 650 and encodes 142 amino acids.